This is a messenger RNA of Oncorhynchus nerka (sockeye salmon), 1326 nucleotides long. RefSeq names its product LIM and calponin homology domains-containing protein 1-like. Gene Ontology annotation, molecular function: myosin II head/neck binding. Gene Ontology annotation, cellular component: stress fiber. Bases 241 to 1326 code for a protein of 361 amino acids. The transcript has 10 exons. The record is from RefSeq and is a predicted model, not a curated record. Gene Ontology annotation, biological process: regulation of focal adhesion assembly; positive regulation of stress fiber assembly. Lineage: Eukaryota; Metazoa; Chordata; Actinopteri; Salmoniformes; Salmonidae.
AGUCACGAUAGAUCAUUUUCCUCUACAGCCCAACCGGGAGACGCUCACGCAGAGUUACGGAGAAUCCUGGUAGAAUAACUGAUAUAACAGAUACGGGCCCUCCGCGAGCCUUAACCGGUGGAAUAACAAGCCCAGCUGUCCGGUAGGAAUUAAGGGACGACAUUGCCGAGCUUUUCUUAACAGAGAAAGGAUAUUUAAACCCCACGAACGCACCAUAGCCUACUGAAGCCGUUAUCAGAGAUGGCCAGCACCGGGACUGAGCGCGAGGAACCUCACGUUCCCCUGGACGAACUGAGACAUCCCGAGCCUGCAUUCAGAGAGGCGCAGAAGUGGAUCGAGGAGGUGACGGGAAAAAGUUUCGGUGAGAAGGACUUCCGGAGCGGCCUGGAGAACGGGAUCCUGCUCUGCGAGUUACUGUGUUCCAUCAGACCAGGUUUGGUCCAGAAAAUCAACAGACUACCCUCGCCCAUCGCUGGACUGGACAACCUGUCAGUGUUCCUCAGAGGCUGUGAGGAGUUGGGUCUGAAAGGUUCCCAGCUGUUUAAUCCAGGAGACCUUCAGGACACCUCCAUACAAGCCAACCUCAGGGACUCAGAAUGCAGUAGAAAACUGAAGAAUGUAUUAAUUACAAUAUUCUGGCUGGGGAAGGCAUCCAGUGUGUGCCCCUCCUAUGACGGCCCUGUCCUAAACCUCAGAGAGUUUGAGGGACUGCGAUCACACAUGAGAACGCUGAGUGAGGACAGGUCUGGGUCAGACAGUGUGAGGCCAGGUGUGAGGGACAGUGGUUACGACUGCUGGGACUCAGAGCGGAGUCAGUCUCUCUCUCCCCGACAACACACACGGGACAACUCCCUGGACAGCCUGGAUUCUUUUGGCUCGCGCUCCCAGACUAGCCCCUCCCCCGAUGUCAUCAUCCAUGGCAACAGUGAUGUUGACUCAGACGGCGAUGCCCCCAACAGGAAGGCAGAUGCCCCCAACAGGAAGGCAGAUGCCCCCAACAGGAAGGCAGAUGUCCGUCGUGAUGACAUGUUAGCUCGUCGUACGUCGGCCGGUGAAUCACGGACCUUUGUUCCCUUUAACCAGUUCCUGCCCAAUCGGAACGUCUCUGCCUACGUUCCCACCGCCAGACGCAGAUCACGGCCCCAGGAUGGAGAGCACGGCAGUCUCCCUCAGCCCAUCUUAGAGGAGGGGGGAGGGGGAGGGGGAGGUCCCUUUAAGAGACCACCAGGGCCCCGCUCCAGAAACUACAAGACAGUCACAUGGGCCCCAGAUGGGGAGGAGCCUAAAGAGGAAGAGGGGGUCUUGGGCAGGAAGAGGAAGUGUUGA